Molecule: messenger RNA, 483 nt
Organism: Truncatella angustata
Lineage: Eukaryota; Fungi; Ascomycota; Sordariomycetes; Amphisphaeriales; Sporocadaceae
Exons: 1
Coding region: 1-483 (160 amino acids)
Source: RefSeq, a predicted model, not a curated record
AUGAACCAUAUUGAUGUAACAACCUCGCCUCCGAAAGACGGCUCGACUGAGGCGCAUUCGGUGCAACGUGCAAAAAGCGUUCUCAAAUGGUCGGAUAAGAGAAAUCCAGCUGAGGAGGUGGUAAGAGACCACAUCUCAAUCAUCGACCGGAGGUGGGUCGGUCUGUGUCAGGGUCUCGAAUCGUUCAAUAUGUCUUUUAGCCGCAAUAACGAUCAAAUUUCUGAAAGCAGUGUGGUGGAUCUUGCGCAGAGCAAAGUCUCUUCUGUGUUCAACUAUGCGAGUGGCGUCAAGCGACGAACAUUUCAAGACACGAUAUCUCACAAAUUCGGGACGUCCAGGCGAGGAGUCAACGAUGCAGCAGCAUUCGUGCCACGGCUUGCCCUUCUGCCACCAGAGACUGAUUUCAAGGAUAUGAUUGUUUACUUCCCAGGCGCUAAACUCCCUUUGUGGUACGAUUGGAAGAUGAUCCCUCCAACAUUGUAG